CGUCAGAGUACCUAAUAAUUGCUCAUUCGUGAGCUGCCGUCGGCCAACGCGAAUAAUAGGUUUUAUACGGAUUCGUCUUAUCUUAGACAGUGAGGGACUGCCUCCAAGUUAUGUUGCUUGCUGUUGUACUGGCCGAUAGAGCGAAAACGAAGUUGGAACAGGAGUGACAAGACUUUAUUACUAGGUUGUCUCCAUUUUUAUUUUGAUUAAAUGGCAAAUAGCAAAUAUGAGUACGUGAAAAAGUUUGAAAUGGAGGACAAGCUUCCAGCUUGUAAUUGGAUUGUUGUAAGAAUUGAUGGACACAAAUUUCAUCGAUUUUCUGAUGAUCAUGAUUUUGACAAACCUAAUGAUGAGAAUGCCCUGAACUUAAUGAACUCAUGUGCAGUUUCCAUGGUUGAGCAAUUUUCAGAUAUUGUUUUUGCUUAUGGUGUUAGCGAUGAGUAUAGCUUUAUAUGGAAGGAGACCAGUCAGUUUUACGAUAGAAGGGCAAGUAAAAUACUUUCUCUCUCUGUAUCGUAUUUCACUUCUAUGUAUGUAAUGAAAUGGAAAGAUUUUUUUCCGCACAAAGACUUGAAGGAUCCACCUUGUUUUGAUGGACGGAUUGUGUUGUAUCCUAGAGUAAAGAUUGUUAGGGACUAUCUCUCUUGGAGGCAAGUUGAUUGUCACAUUAACAAUCAAUACAACACUUGUUUCUGGAUGCUAGUAAAAUCUGGAAAAUCUAAUAAGGAUGCACAGGAGCGUCUGAAGGGUACUCUAGCUAAGGACAAAAACGAGUUGCUCUUCCGACAAUUUGGUAUCAAUUAUGAUAAGCUGCCUGAUAUCUUCAAGAAAGGAUCAUGCGUCUACAAAGAUACCGUGGAGGAGACUGUGAAGCCUGAUGAUGGUGGAAAUCCUGUUAGAAGGCAACGACGAAGGGUGAUUGUGGGACAUUUUAACAUUAUAGAGGACUGGUUCUGGAACGAGCACCCCAACAUUCUUAAGGAAGAUUGAAGAAUAUAUUGCAAACCAAGUGCAACAGAGUCACCCAUACCAACUAAAAAGAUGGCAAAUCUUUUGCUAUCGCUUCAUGUAUUUUGAAGAUGAAUCGAUCUGCAUGAGUAUCCCAUCCAUUAUUUUGUAAGUUACAUGUUAGGGAAUUUGCAAAAUGUUCUUAUAAGCUUUUUUGAUGUUGUAAUUUGGUUCAGAAUUUUCAAACCAUCUCUGGUUUGAUCUGUUUAAAUUUAUUAUUUUUUCUUUUUGAUUGAAUAUUCUGAGAAGAGAAGGCAAAUGUUAUAAUCAUUUCAACAUAAGGAUUCAAUUGGAGUGAUUGCUGCAAAGCUA
Dendrobium catenatum is the source of this 1320-nucleotide messenger RNA. Its product is annotated as tRNA(His) guanylyltransferase 1. The record is from RefSeq and is a predicted model, not a curated record. The transcript is spliced from 9 exons. The coding region runs from base 211 to 990 and encodes 259 amino acids. Gene Ontology annotation, biological process: tRNA modification. Gene Ontology annotation, molecular function: magnesium ion binding; tRNA guanylyltransferase activity. Lineage: Eukaryota; Viridiplantae; Streptophyta; Magnoliopsida; Asparagales; Orchidaceae.